UGCGCGAGCGCUGCCGACAUUAGGAAGACGGGAUCGAGGCAAGAGAUCCUUGCGCUCCUGGUACGUGAUUUUCCCGGGUAAGGAAAGAGAUCUUCCGGCAUUUGCAGGCCAUACGCAUACGCAUCGUGCCAUGCCGCCAGGACUUUGUUUGAAUCGAUCAUCAACAGGCUCGAGGAGCGCCGAAAUGGCUACUCCAGCGCGCGCAAGUGUGAGAGAUCCUCGGAUUUUGUGGAAUGUCUUCCAGAUGCUUGCGAGGAGGCUGUUCGUCUUCCAGAGUACCACAUGUUUCUUUUAUCUUUCAUUUGUUCAUUUCUCUUGACGUUUUUGCGGUACAGAGCUGCUCGUCUCCAUUAAACGGCAAGUCCAAUAGCGAACUAUGUUUGGCAACUUGAGCUGGUUCAAACGAGAAACAGGGGUUGUCUACCUCAUCAUUGAAAACAUUGAUCAGGAACUGGAGUGGUGGACAAAACCUUUUAUCCGUUUUGUUCCGGCUUCCCAGUUUCUCCAGUGCCGUGUUGAAGCCGUUUAGUUGAGCAACACGGAGAAUAACCGAGCUCAUGAUGCUGCUAGAGCCUCUGUUUGAGCAGUACUACGCGCCAGGUGAGGCUGCAAGCCCGUCCCAAGAAGCUGCGAACGUGUGGCUUGAUAAGCGUGAAGAAAUUUUGUUUCCCUUGCUUGUUCGGAAGCAUUGCUCCCGAGAGCACCAGGAAAGUUAUUGGAGUUACCAGGUGGAGGGUCACCAGCGAUUUACAAUUUUUGAUGCCCGCCACGCAGUGGCUCAAGGAAACAAAGGAGAAGGAGUUCUCUUUCAGCCACGGAAGAAACAAGAUGGAGAGGCAACUCAAAGGUCCAGGCAGACAAAGCAUCUCUUUGGAGAGGCUCCUGACAAUAUUCUCGUGCAUUGCAACCGGCCAGGAUUUCCAUGACAACAAACUGGAUGAAGACGCAGGAAUCCAAUGUUCUAAACGCUUGUGGGGGUUUGUAUCAAAAGGACUCCCAAUCCACUUGAAGGAUCUCCAAAGUUUCGGUGCAAUGUGGAGGAGGAAGCCAAUUCCUUCUUUUUGGCUUUGUGGAUCGUUAGGAGCAUUAAUAUUGGCCAACAAUUGUUAGUA
Selaginella moellendorffii is the source of this 1112-nucleotide messenger RNA. RefSeq lists its product as uncharacterized. Bases 558 to 926 code for a protein of 122 amino acids. The record is from RefSeq and is a predicted model, not a curated record. The transcript is spliced from 2 exons. NCBI's taxonomy places the organism in Eukaryota, Viridiplantae, Streptophyta, Lycopodiopsida, Selaginellales, Selaginellaceae.